Kwoniella shivajii is the source of this 309-nucleotide messenger RNA. RefSeq lists its product as uncharacterized. The record is from RefSeq and is a predicted model, not a curated record. The coding region runs from base 1 to 309 and encodes 102 amino acids. The transcript is spliced from 2 exons. NCBI's taxonomy places the organism in Eukaryota, Fungi, Basidiomycota, Tremellomycetes, Tremellales, Cryptococcaceae.
AUGUCAGACGAAUCGGGAAAACCUGCUCGCACAGCUAACACUUCUGCUAGUGGCGAUAAACCCAUACCCAGAGCCUGGCCACCAUCACAAGCGCAAUUGAACAGUUUCCGUUCUCAAUACCAAGCGCGGGGUGAGGGCAUACGAGUACUCGACGGAUAUGCCCCGACAACGUCGCAAGAGGAGACCAAGCAUCCUACCAUAGCUACUCGUAGUGACUUUUUGAAGAACCAGAAGAAGCAUUUAUUGCCGGAGACGAGGAAAAGAAGAGGAAGCAAUACGAGAACUCUCAAGACCACCAGAAUUACAUGA